GGAAAAGAAAAAUGGAAAAGAAAUAAGAAUACACGCUGGAUACUGUCUGGAUACUGCAGGAAAAGGUGUGACUAUCUCUACUGUACCUCCAUUUGCUCUUUGAGGUUUAAAGUUUCUCUACCAGGAGAUGCCACAGUUACCAGCUGGGAUUGCUUACCGGAUCCUUUACUGCUUUGAGAAUGUGCUACACCUUGGCUUUUUAUAGCUUCAAACACUGUUCCCCUUAAGAAAGGAAGAGCUUUCAGGGGACUGUGCUUCUCUGCUCCUGAUGGGAGCUACUGUGGAACGCGGUUCAGAAAUGGAGCAAAACCUGGCCGGUCCAGAAGCAGGAAGGAACUCUGAUGCUCUCCAGGCUGGGAGCCAGGUGGAGUUCAGGGCUGCUAAGGUGAUGCCAGGGGAGUUCAGCUACACUGUGGAUGCACAAUGCCUUCGCUUCCGGCAGUUCCACUACCAGGAGGUUUGGGGACCCCGGGAGGUGUGCAACCAGCUCCGUGAUCUUUGCUUCCUGUGGCUCAAACCCGAGCGGCAUACAAAGAAUCAGAUCCUGGAUUUAGUGAUCCUGGAGCAGUUCCUGGCUGUCCUUCCCCCAGAGAUGGAGAGCUGGGUUAGAGAAUGUGGACCGGAGACUAGUUCCCAGGCAGUGGCCCUGGCUGAAGGCUUCCUGCUGAGUAAAGCUGAAGAAAAGACUCAGGGAGAGCAGCAGGUGGGAGCAUUUCAUCCUGGUAAUUGCAAAGAGCAGGGGCAGGGAAUUUUUGCAGACAUGGCCAGUGAAGUGGGGAAAGCCCCUUCGUGCAUCAGACCCAGAACAUUUUUCAGGUGGAUUGUGGAGGAAUGUGACCCGAUUGCUUCUUUGCAGGGUGAAGGAAUGACACCAAUGAUCCAGUCGUGGUUGCACCCAUGUGGAAAUGGAAUAGAACCAGCUCCUGCACAACCUCUUCAGGAUCUGGUAACUUUUGAAGAUGUGGCAGUCUACUUCACGGAUGAGGAGUGGGCGUUGCUGGAUCCAGACCAACAGGCCCUCCACGUGGAAGUGAUGGAGGAGAACUGUGGGAAUUUGGCUUGUCUGGCCAGGGACGGCUGGGAGGGCAAAAUGGAGGACGAAGACCAUGGGCUGUUUUCUGAGAAGGCUGUGGAUAAGGAAGAGGACAGGCAGAGCCAGAAGAUGGAAGAGAAAGAGAAGAGGACACCUCCAUCCCCUGUUUUUCGGGAAUCUGCGGCCUGUGAAUUCCCAGCCCUAGAAACUGCAUGCAGGGGAAAAAGAAGCAGCAAGUGCCUGGUGUGUGGGGAAAGCUUCAGCUGCAAGUCGAGCCUUAAUGCUCAUUUGAAAACACACAAAGAGGAUAAACCUUUUAAAUGCUCCAACUGCGGAAAAAGUUUCUCUCAGAAGAAAGGCCUCAUAAGGCAUGAGAGGAUUCACACGGGAGAGAAGCCCUAUACUUGCCUGGAAUGCGGGAAGAGCUUCCGUCAGAGUGCAGCACUCAUCACCCACCAGCGCAUUCACACCGGGGAGAAGCCGUACACUUGUCUGGAGUGUGGAAAGAGCUUCUGCCAGAAGACCACGCUGGUCCGCCACCAGAGAAUCCACACAGGCGAGAAGCCCUAUGCAUGCAUGGAGUGCGGGAAGAGUUUCAGUCAUCGGUCGCAACUGACGUCCCAUCUGAGAGUCCACACAGGGGAGAAACCAUACAAAUGUUUGGAAUGUGGAAAGAGUUUCAGUCAGAACACAAACCUGACAUUGCAUCAGCGAACUCAUACCGGAGAGAAACCCUUUCGGUGCCUGGAGUGUGGAAGGAGUUUCAGUCACAGCUCAACUCUGAUGGCCCAUCAGAGAACCCACACAGGAGAGAAACCGUUUACCUGCUUAGACUGCGGGCAGAGUUUUGCCCAAAACGCAAGCCUUAUUUUCCAUCAAAGAACCCACACGGGGGAAAAACCGUACAUGUGUUCAGAAUGCGGUAAAAGUUUUAGUACCAGCACGAGCCUGACUUCGCAUCGCCGGAUUCACACAGGGGAGAAGCCAUAUACUUGUGCUGAGUGUGGGAAGAGCUUCUGUACGAGUACAAACCUUGUCACUCAUCAAAGAAUCCACACGGGGGAAAAGCCAUUUAAAUGCUCUGAGUGUGGGGAAAACUUCCGUAAGAAAGCACAUCUCCUUCGACAUCACCUCACACACACUGGGGAGAAGCCAUAUAAAUGUGUGGAGUGUGGGAAGAGCUUUAGUGAGAAAAGAAACCUUAAUUCACAUCAGAGGAUCCAUUCCAAGUAUUGGAGUGAGGAUCCUUGCAACAGUGGUUGGGGACUUCCUUCUCUAAAUGCAGAUUGUCCCCCCAUUUCACAGGACACCAGUUCUUUCCAGAGUCAUCUGCGGCACAAUUCUAAUCCAGGAGAAAAUUUGGAGUGCUUCACAAUAUUUCUCAAUGAAUAGAUGACAAUCUCUCAAAUUUUUGUUGUUGUUGCAAUUCCGAAAAGAAGAUAGGUGAAAAUAAUAAAGAACCUCAUGAAUCAA
This is a messenger RNA of Python bivittatus (Burmese python), 2506 nucleotides long. RefSeq lists its product as uncharacterized. Gene Ontology annotation, molecular function: RNA polymerase II cis-regulatory region sequence-specific DNA binding; DNA-binding transcription factor activity, RNA polymerase II-specific. Lineage: Eukaryota; Metazoa; Chordata; Lepidosauria; Squamata; Pythonidae. The record is from RefSeq and is a predicted model, not a curated record. Gene Ontology annotation, biological process: regulation of transcription by RNA polymerase II.